Molecule: messenger RNA, 404 nt
Organism: Chironomus riparius
Lineage: Eukaryota; Metazoa; Arthropoda; Insecta; Diptera; Chironomidae
Source: the annotation of a GenBank genome assembly
AAAAACAGUGAAGAUUUUAGAAAACAUAACGUGGCAUAAAGGAAAUAUUAAUUUUAAUAAUUUCAUAAGGAAAUUGACGUAUUUUCCUAUCUAGAGUAACUCUCAAUUAAGUGAUUAGCAACAAAUUUAUCAAAUAAGAUGUCAAAAGUAACAUUUAAAAUUACACUGACAAGUGAUGCUAAACUUCCAUUUAAAGUACUCUCAGUUCCCGAAUCAACACCAUUCACAGCUGUUUUGAAAUUCGCAGCAGAAGAGUUUAAUGUCCCAGCAGCAACUUCAGCAAUUAUUACUGAUGACGGAAUAGGAAUCAACCCAUCACAAACAGCUGGCAAUGUCUUUCUCAAGCACGGAAGUGAGUUAAGAUUAAUUCCAAGAGACAGAGUAGGACACUGAAAUCGUGAUAC